CCGCGCGCUCACGCCAGAGCUCGUGUUGAGCCGGAGAGUCGAGGCAGAAGCAUCCAAACGCGCCAGGACCAGGAGGAGAGAAUCCCGCUGAAGAAAGAGAAGAAGAAGGAAAAAACAGAGGAAGAUGGGAGGAACGUGUUGAAAAAACAGCGGAGGGAGGAUACUAGCAGCUGUUAUCGCUUCACGGGAAGGUCAUUAAUGGAAACAGAAGCAGUGCGCAGACUGGACGGAUAUUUGGACAUACCCGCCUGCAAGUGAAGACCCCGCAACAGUGAAACAUUGUCCCGGCUUUUUUUUUUAAUCCCACAGAGCAAGGCAUGGGGGGAUUUACGUCUCGACAAGACAGCACGGGAUAGAAGACCUGUCGAGGACGUUGAAAAAGGACCUCGCUGCAGAGAGGGAGUGCUUAUUUCAGACUGUUUCUCCUCGACUGUAGGCCGGCAGGCUCCACUAUCCCAGCUGAUGACUGUCCCUCGGUUGUUUGGACUGCAGGGCUGAGCGGGAGGCCUGUGUGUGUGUGUGUUUGCUGAGGAGGGAGCCCCAGCGUGUAUGUUGGUCGCUUGCAGUCGCACACACUCGCAAGGACCAUGUGGUUUUCCCCGAGGAGAAGUCGUCUCCCCUCGCAGAACUGGCACAGUGCCCACAGUUGCACCGAUUUCAGCGUGUCCUUGUGGGUAUUAAGCUUUUGUUGCUGCUUUGUGGCCGUCAGAGGUCAGAACUACCACCCCACUGUGAACACGCAGUACGGGAAACUUCGAGGGGUGAGGGUGCCCCUGCCUAGUGAGAUUUUAGGCCCGGUGGAUCAGUAUCUCGGGGUCCCUUAUGCAGCCUCCCCGGUGGGAGAAAAACGCUUCAUGCCCCCUGAGCCUCCUUCCUCCUGGUCGGGGAUCAAGAAUGCCACUCACUUUGCUCCCGUGUGCCCGCAAAAUAUUCACAACGCUGUGCCAGAGAUUAUGAUGCCAAUAUGGUUUACCUUCAACCUGGAUAUAGUAACAACAUACAUACAGGAUCAACACGAGGAUUGUCUUUAUCUAAACAUCUAUGUUCCCACUGAGGAUGUCAAAAGAAUAUCCAAGGAAUGUGCCAGGAAACCCAACAAGAAAAUGUGUAGAAAAGGAGGGGCCCAUGCAAAAAAACAGGGCGAGGAUUUAUCGGAUAACGACGGUGAUGAAGAUGAAGGUAUUUUCCACGACAUACGAGACACCGGGGCCAAGCCUGUGAUGGUCUACAUCCACGGAGGAUCCUACAUGGAGGGGACGGGCAACAUGAUCGAUGGGAGCGUGCUGGCCAGCUACGGAAAUGUCAUCGUUAUCACUCUCAACUACCGUGUCGGAGUCCUGGGUUUCCUCAGUACUGGUGACCAGGCUGCUAAAGGGAACUACGGGCUCCUUGACCAGAUCCAGGCUCUAAGGUGGAUCAGCGAGAACAUCGGCUUCUUCGGAGGAGACUCCAACCGCAUCACUGUGUUCGGUUCUGGGAUCGGCGCUUCCUGUGUCAGCCUGCUCACCCUCUCCCACCACUCUGAAGGUCUCUUCCACAGAGCCAUCAUUCAAAGCGGCUCAGCCCUCUCCAGCUGGGCGGUGAACUACCAGCCAGUCAAGUACACACGUCUCCUGGCAGAGAAGGUGGGCUGUAACGUCCUGGACACCUUGGACAUGGUGGACUGUCUGAGGAAGAAGAGCUCCAGGGAGCUAGUGGAGCAGGACAUACAACCAGCGAGGUACCACGUUGCCUUCGGACCCGUUAUCGACGGUGAUGUCAUCCCCGAUGACCCUGAGAUCCUGAUGGAGCAGGGUGAGUUCCUCAACUACGACAUCAUGCUGGGGGUCAAUCAGGGUGAGGGGCUGCGCUUUGUGGAGAAUGUGGUGGAUUCAGAGGACGGCGUGUCUGGUAAUGACUUUGACUUCUCCGUGUCGGACUUUGUGGACAGUCUGUAUGGUUACCCGGAGGGCAAGGACACGCUGAGGGAGACCAUUAAGUUUAUGUACACAGACUGGGCAGACAGAGACAAUCCAGAGACCAGGCGUAAAACCCUGGUGGCUCUUUUCACUGACCAUCAGUGGGUGGAACCUUCUGUGGUGACGGCUGAUCUCCACGCUCGCUACGGCUCUCCCACCUACUUCUACGCCUUCUACCACCACUGCCAGAGCCUGAUGAAGCCAGCCUGGUCGGAUGCCGCCCACGGAGAUGAGGUGCCCUAUGUGUUUGGAAUUCCUAUGAUCGGCCCAACAGACCUCUUCCCCUGUAACUUCUCCAAGAAUGACGUCAUGCUCAGUGCUGUGGUCAUGACCUAUUGGACCAACUUUGCCAAAACUGGUGAUCCAAACAAACCGGUCCCCCAGGACACAAAGUUCAUCCACACCAAGGCGAACCGCUUCGAGGAGGUGGCCUGGUCUAAGUACAACCCCCAGGACCAGCUGUACCUGCACAUCGGCCUGAAGCCGCGUGUGCGAGACCACUACCGCGCCACCAAAGUGGCCUUCUGGAAACACCUAGUGCCCCACCUGUACAACCUCCACGACAUGUUCCACUACACCUCCACCACCACCAAAGUGCCCCCACCUGAGACCACCCAGAACACCCUGUCCACGAAGAGGCCCAACGGGAAAACCAACUGGCCGUUCAACACCAAGCGGCCCCCCAUGUCGCCAGCCUACAAUAGCGAGGACAAAGACUCGUGGAACGACGACGAGGAGACCGGGCCACUGGUGGUGGAGAACCCGCGGGAUUACUCCACAGAGCUCAGUGUCACCAUUGCUGUCGGAGCCUCGCUGCUGUUCCUCAACGUGUUGGCCUUUGCUGCGCUCUACUACCGUAAGGACAAGCGGCGGCAGGACUCUGGGCACGGGCAGCCCAGCCCACAGCGGCAGACCACCUCCAACGACAUCGGCCACCACGCGCCGGAGGAGGAGAUCAUGUCGCUGCAGAUGAACCAGACGCACCAUGAGUGCGAGGCGGGGAACAGCAAUGAAGGGGCUCUGCGCUUAGCCUCGCUGCCAGACUACACACUCACUCUGCGGCGCUCUCCGGACGACAUCCCCCUCAUGACCCCUAACACCAUCACCAUGAUCCCCAAUUCUUUAGUGGGCAUGCCCAACCUGCACCCUUACAACACUUUUACAUCCGGCUUCAACUCCACCGGCCUGCCACACUCCCACUCAACCACCCGCGUAUAGCUUUAAGGAGGCCAGGGGCCAGCCAGCGCAGGCGGGAGGGAGGAGGAGCUGGAGGAUGAACGAAACGGAGGAGAGGAUUGUGUUUUAUAAAUAUCACAGGGAGGGGGAGGGUUACAGUGGGAGGGGAGGGGAAGGGCAUGAGUCGGAUUAUAACGUGAAGAGAUUUAACUAGACUUUUACUACGGGGAGAGUUGCUGAGAGCUCUCUAUGGAUGUCAAGUUGUGCAGAGCUGCCAAAAUCAAACUGCUUCCCUUCUCCUUAUCAGGGGAGGGGGUCUUUCUGCAGUGUUUUUUUCUAAAGUAAUCAUUUUAAAAGCCUUUUUAAGCAGACUGAGGAGAUAUCAACACUUUUUUUCUUGAAUUCAUAACAAAAACAAAGAGAAGUGCUUUUUAUUUCCCAUCCCUUCCUCCUGCGGGAGACACAUCUCGAACAAUGGCCUCUAUGUCAAUAUUCGCAAAAUGUUUUUAAUUGCUUCUUUGUGUUGUUUUACGUUUCAAUGCCUUACGAAGCUUGUUCUUUUUGUCAUGAUUUCUAUUCCCUGAGACUAUUCCAAGUGGAGUGUGUUACAAGCAGAUGAGACUCAAAGAUGAGAGACUGAAACCAGGAAGAGAACCGAGAGGAUAUGCAGAUGUAGAGAUUUUUUUCAACCCUCUUUGGGCAAACCUUUUUUUUUUUUUCUUCUCUGUUGCGUUACCAACACAACAGCAACACAAAUGGUGUUAUCUUUUUUUUUUUUCAAAUCUCGUAUAGAAAUAAUUUGUCUGGGACAGCUCUUGCCAGGAGACGAGAAGGCAGAGAUAAAUACUAUGUUACUGUGAUUGUUUUGUUAAGAAAAAAGUGCAUCUUUUACAGCCAAUUUCUCUGUUAAGCUAUCUGAUAUUAUCUCAAACACAAAGUGUGCACGUACACAUGCUGCUUAGAGCACCUGUGUGUUUGUGUGCAUGAGAAAAUGAUUUCCAGUUCCCUGCUUGCAGGCGUGGUGAAGAGGCUGAGGUAAAGGAAGAGACAUAUUGUCGGAACUUGCAGAAGCAAGAGUGGUGAGUGAGUGAGACUGUGUGUGUGUGUGUGUGUGUGUGUGUGUGUGUGUGUGUGUGUGUGUGUGUGUGUGUGUGUGUGUGUGUGUGUGUGUGUGUGUGUGUGUGUGUGUGUGUGUGUGUGUGUGAGAGUGUACAAGAGACUGUGUGUGUGUGUGUGUGUGUGUGUGUGUGUGUGAGAGAGAGUGUACAAGAGACUGUGUGUGUGUGUGUGUGUGUGUGUGUGUGUGUGUGUGUGUGUGUGUGUGUGUGUGUGUGUGUGUGUGUGUGUGUGUGUGUGUGUGUGUGUGUGUGUGAGUGUGUGUGUGUGUGAGUGUGUGUGUGUGUGUGUGUGUGUGUGUGUGUGUGUGAGAGUGUGCGUGUGUGUGAGUGUGCUUGUGUGUGUGUGUGUGUGUGUGUGUGUGUGUGUCCGUGCACCUGUUUUUUUUUUUUUGUUUUUUUUUGUAGGUUGUAUAAUGUAGUUUCGGGGGGGGUGGGGGCUGAGUAAUUUCUCAUGUUGUUGAUUUUGGUUCACCACCAGUAGUGUUUCUGCUGCGUCUCUGGGUGUCUGUCUUUGCGAAAUAGCACUUUUGUUAUUUUCAAAGUUAUAUAUGUCUAAUUUUGCUUAAAAUAAAUAAAAUCUAUUAUUUUACGUGUAAGAGAAAAAAAAAUAGCUAAAGAUUCAACUGAAAACUAACUGACAUGAUUCCAUUGACUUUGUAAGAGUUCCUCUUCAAAAGCAGACAGUGGCUUGUUUGCACUGAUAAACCUGUCAGUGCCCACUUGUAUUUCUUUAAAUAUAUAUAUAUAAAUAUGGGCAUACAUACAUAUAUGUAUAGGGCUUCUAUGGAGAUAUCAUCCCCACAUAAAAAAAAAUAUUAAAAAACUGUUCAGACUACAAAACAGAAACAAAAAUGAAUUCUAUGUAUUGUCAUCACACAAAACAUCCUAAGCCAAGACUGCCCCGGUGUCUCUGUAAGAACUCUAUAUGUAUAUUUAUGUACAAAAUAUUUAAUAUUUAUUUAUGUAUACCAGAUGCAUACAUGCUGAUUGUGCCAUGUGCCAAAUUAAAACUGUAAAAAAUGAAGAAUAUAAAGUUUCACAAAACUUU
Labrus mixtus (cuckoo wrasse) is the source of this 5300-nucleotide messenger RNA. It is a transcript of the gene nlgn3a, whose product is annotated as neuroligin 3a. Lineage: Eukaryota; Metazoa; Chordata; Actinopteri; Labriformes; Labridae. Gene Ontology annotation, cellular component: postsynaptic specialization membrane; cell surface; synapse. Gene Ontology annotation, biological process: chemical synaptic transmission; presynaptic membrane assembly; postsynaptic membrane assembly. The record is from RefSeq and is a predicted model, not a curated record. The transcript is spliced from 8 exons. Bases 588 to 3176 code for a protein of 862 amino acids. Gene Ontology annotation, molecular function: signaling receptor activity; neurexin family protein binding.